AUGUCUAACUCUACCACAGUGACUGAAUUUCUGCUUACAGGAUUUUCUGAUGUGUGGGAGUUCAGAGUCUUACACACAAUGUUAUUUUCACUAAUGUACUUGGCUACUCUCACAGGAAAUCUUCUCAUUGUCACAGUAAUCACUGUUGAUCAAAGACUUCAUACCCCCAUGUAUUUCUUUAUCCUGAAUCUGUCUUUUAUUGAUUUGUGCUGUAUCUCAGUCACCAUGCCUAAGUCCAUCCACAGCUCCCUACACUCUAUCUCUUACCUUGGUUGUGCGGCUCAAGUCUAUUUUUUCUUUGCUUUUGCAUCUGCUGAGUUAGCUUUUCUCACUGUCAUGUCCUACGACCGAUAUGUGGCCAUUUGCCAUCCCCUCCAUUAUGGAGCCAGGAUGACUUCAGGGAAAUGCCACCAGAUCUCCGCUAUAGCCUGGUUCAUUUGUUUUUCCUAUGCUACCGUCCACACUGGGAACAUGUUUGGGGAGCCCAUUUCAAGAUCCAACAGGAUUCACCAGUUCUUCUGUGACAUCCCUCAGGUGCUGGCCCUGGUGUCCUGUGAGAUGUUCCUUGUUGAGUUUGUGUCUCUGGCGAUCAGCUCAUGCUUGGUCGUUUGAUGCUUUGUUCUUAUGAUCAUCUCAUAUUACCGGAUCUUCUCGACAGUAUUCAGGAUCCCGUCAGUAGAAAGUAGAGCUAAAGCCUUUUCCACUCGCUCCCCACAGCUGAUUGUCAGCAUGCUCUUUCUCACCACCAGGCUCUUUGCUGCCCUGGGACCAAGUGCCACAACUUCAUCCAUUCAAGAUGUAGCGAUUGCUGUGGCGUACACAAUCCCCCCCCCAUUCUUGAAUCCCAUCAUAUAUAGUCUUAGAAAUGAGACAAAAGCUUCUCUGUGGCGACUCUUUAACAAAAUACAGCCUUUGCAAAAGUGA
Messenger RNA from Echinops telfairi (small Madagascar hedgehog), 924 nucleotides. Its product is annotated as olfactory receptor 14I1. Lineage: Eukaryota; Metazoa; Chordata; Mammalia; Afrosoricida; Tenrecidae. Gene Ontology annotation, biological process: G protein-coupled receptor signaling pathway. Gene Ontology annotation, cellular component: membrane. The record is from RefSeq and is a predicted model, not a curated record. Gene Ontology annotation, molecular function: olfactory receptor activity; odorant binding; G protein-coupled receptor activity.